Molecule: messenger RNA, 2667 nt
Organism: Enhydra lutris kenyoni (northern sea otter)
Lineage: Eukaryota; Metazoa; Chordata; Mammalia; Carnivora; Mustelidae
Product: MICOS complex subunit MIC26-like
Exons: 4
Coding region: 1244-1843 (199 amino acids)
Biological process (GO): cristae formation
Cellular component (GO): MICOS complex
Source: RefSeq, a predicted model, not a curated record
GGCUGCAGAGAGCUGCUGGGGUGCAUUAGGCAUAAGGUGACCCCAUUAGUUAACUCCCAGAAGGCAGAGAAGGACCGUCCUUAACAGCACAGCAUAGUGGUGAAGAGCUCACAGCUCAAACCCAGCUCUGGGUUUUUGGAUGAAUUAUGUCACUUCCUUGUGCUUAAGUCCUUUUCAUCCUUUAUUUGAUAAAAUGCAGAUGAUACUGAAUAGUCUUACUGUGAGAAUUAAAUGAGAUGAAGCUUUCAGACUAGUGCCUAGAUGGCUGUUUGCAUAUUAUCAUUAACAACUUGUUAACCACAUUCUUUCCUCCAGGGAAGGAAAGGAAAGGCUUGUCCAUGAUUUUAAACCAGGUCUCCACUCCACUGCCCCUCAAGUGAAAAUGUGAUAGAGGUGGCCUUAAAAAUUUUUGCAUGAUUGGGACACCUGAGUGGUUCAGUUGGUUAAGUGUCAGUCUCGUGAUUUCCUAUCAGGUCAGGAUCUCAGCGUCCUAACAUCAAACCCUGGUUAGGGCUCUAUGCUCAGUGUGGAGUCUCCUUGAGAUUCUCUUCCUCUCUCUCUGCCCCUCACCCUGUUUGUGCGAGCAUGCAGGAGUGCAUACUCUUUAAAAAUUUUUUUUAAAGUUUUGCAUAAUUGUAGGAAAUAGUGAAAAAUCCAGUUUGAAAGAAAAAUAAAAAUAGUUUGCCCAUUUGAAAUCGGCAGGGUAAGGAGCAGCCAUGGAACAAGUGGACUCUACAGUGGUCCCAUUAUGCCAUCUAGUGGACAGCAAAGGAAAGGCAUGAUUUUAUCUUCAAAGGUAGUAACUUACCCAAAACGUGUAUAUUGAUGAGAAUAAAAACUCACUAAUAGGUUCACAUGUCAAUAAAUUUCAUUCAAUUUUUAAACCAACAUAAAAGUUCAGAGUUCUAUACACUAAGUGCUAAAGUUAAAUUCUCAAAACCACUUAGGAGUUAUGUGAUGUAUGCUAGAAAGAUCAUCCACUGAAGGAAAAGAGAAUACACACCAGACCUUACUAGCAUGAAUUUUCACAGCCCACCUUGCCCAUUCUUCUUAUCCUUCUCCACCAACAUUCUUCAUGCUUAUUCUGGUACAUAUACUUGGAGUGCCCCAGAGACUCAGAGUGUACCUAAUCAAUGCACCACUAGCCCUUGAUUGGUACCAGAGCCAUUCUGCUCAUUUUCCAAGAAUGCAACUAUCACUUAAAAUUUUGCUGUAAUCGGCAGGAGCCACCUCUGCCAGCAACAUGUUCAAGGUAAUUCAGAGGGCUGUGGGGCCGGCCAGCCUGAGUCUGCUCACCUUCAAAGUCUAUGCGUCACCUAAAAAGGACUCACCUCACAAAGCUUCUGUGAAGGUUAAUGAGCUUUCACUCUACUCGGUUCCCGAGGGUCAUUCUAAAUAUGUGGAAGAGCCAAGGACCCCACUUGAGGAAAGCAUUUCACAUCUCCGACAUUAUUGCGAGCUGUAUAAAAGUUGUUGGUGUCAGGAAAUGUACUCCCAAACUAAGCCUAAGAUGCAGAGCUUGGUUCAAUGGGGGUUAGGCAGCUAUGAAUAUCUCCAAAAUGCACCUCCUGGAUUUUUUCCAAGACUUGGUGUUAUCAGUUUUGCUGGCAUUGUUGGACUUCUUUUGGCUAGAGGCUCAAAAAUAAAGAAGCUGGUAUAUCUGCCUGGAUUCAUGGGACUUGCUGCCUCUCUUUAUUACCCACAACAAGCCAUCGUAUUUGUCCAGGUCAGUGGGGAGAAAUUAUAUGACUGGGGUUUACGAGGAUACAUAGUCAUAGAAGAUUUGUGGAAGGAGAACUUUCAAAAGCCAGGAAAUGUGAAGAAUUCACCUGGAAAUAAAUAGAAUGCUGCAUGCUCUGCCCAUUUUAAUCAGUUAUAGGUAAACAUUGAAAACUCCAUGGGGUAAACCAAUAUUUCUACAGAAAAAUGGCAGAGAAGUCAGUACCGAAUGUAGUAAAUUGGCUUUCUUCUUCAGGAUAAACUAUGCUAGGCUUCUUUGUUAUCUUGGGUGAUACCAUAUUACAAGUGGACUAAUCGGAAAUCCUUUCACCUAGAGAGAAUGUCUAGCCUUAGAACUCGUUCUCAUGUUGUUAUUUAUGUACAUAAUUAAAAUUCCAAAUUAAAAAAAAUUUGCUGUAAUCAAAUUGACUGUUUUUCGAGGACCCAUGUGUUUGGUUUUGUUUUUCGCGCGUGUGUGUGCGCGCGCGUGCGUGCACAUGUUGUUUCCUUUCAAAGCCGUUUAUUACUUUUAUAGUUUGUUUUCUCCUCCAGAUAUUGAUGAGGGUGAAGACAAUGGCAAACAAAUCUCCUCAAAAGGCUGCUCCAGCAGAGAGUUCAUCUCCAUGGAAACCUCUGAGGAGACUGAAGGUGCAGAAGAAAUGGAAAAGGAGAACAGUGCUCUGAGUCUCUCCGGACUUUUCCAGUUGGACGACAGUUAUGAAACGUGUACCUCCAAAUCUGUCCCGGAAACGGGAGAAAGCAUCCAGGGGAAAAAAGAAGGUGGCGAUGAGGACAUGUGAGUGUGAAAGAGGAAAAAACAGUAAGCGAACUGGUUAGCCGUUGCUCCCCUGACUCUUGUUGAAUUUCAGGACAACAAACAAAACUAAGCCAGGGUCCACUGGCUUGCUCGCCCCUGCGGUGGCGGGGGACAACUAGCUUACGGACAUA